Molecule: messenger RNA, 3846 nt
Organism: Onychostoma macrolepis
Lineage: Eukaryota; Metazoa; Chordata; Actinopteri; Cypriniformes; Cyprinidae
Product: NXPE family member 3-like
Exons: 8
Coding region: 280-1965 (561 amino acids)
Source: RefSeq, a predicted model, not a curated record
CAGUGUUCUUUGUGCUUUGUUUGUCUUGUAAUAAAACUACAACUAUGUCGAUAGUCUUGUUAUAAUUAUGUUGUUGUUUUCCUGCUUUAUGACACUUGUUGAAUUACAUUCAACUAGAAAUCAAACAAAGCCAAGCUAAAAAGCUGUUACUGAGAACAGCUGUUUUCUUUCAACCUGUUUCAACAUGUCAUAUGCUUUGUGGGAACAACUUGUUUUCAGAGCUGUACGGCCAGGUUCUUCACUCACAAGCUGACGUAAAAUAGAAUUACAGACUUAGCCAUGGUCAAGCCAUCAACAGAGAAAUCAAAAACACAAGUCUGCAGGUUAAGACACUAUGCAUUACUACUGGCUUGUUUUCUUUGGACAUCAUUCUGUUUGGCUCUAUGGGCAGUGAAUGGUGGGAUCCACAUUAAACAAUUUCAGCCCCCCAGACCAAAACCAGUUCCUCAAAAUAACAGUUAUUCCAUAACAUCUGCCUUUGACAUGGGAAUCGGUGAUGAGGAGUGGGAAAGACUACAGAAAGCUAUUGACUGGUCUAUUCCAGAUCAAGAAAUCACUCGUCUGGAUCAGAGCACAAGUCCAGUCCACUCAACUUUCUCUAUUGUGGGACUCAAAGAGAGUUACAAAGUGGGAGAAAAGAUCUCUGUUACUAUCACAGCCAGAGACCACAACAAGAACCUGAAAAGAUAUGGAGGCGAUUUUUUCAAAGCAAAACUUUUCAACACACAGCUAAAAGCGAGUGUGUACGGGGAGGUUGUGGAUCAUCGUAAUGGGACUUACUCUGUUCCUCUUCUUCUGCCCUGGGAGGGUCAGGCACAGGUUUUUGUGCGUCUUGAGCACUCCAGUGAGGUUGUGCAGAUUCUUAAGAAAUACAGGGACUCUUCAUUCCCACGAUCCCACUAUAAUGGCUACUUUGAAGGAUCAGGACCCGAUAAAACCAGGAUCAGUGAAGUAGUAGAAUGUAAUAUUAAGUGGGGUGCAGAUGGAGGUUGGAGGAAAGGCGACUGCUGCUGUGAGUACAAGGAUAUAAGAACAGGGACGGUGUGGCUGUGUGAGAGACCGAAGAAACUUUCCUGUGACAAACUAGUUCAUCACUCACACGGAGUUUUGGAAAACCCAUUAAAUAGUUUUGAGAAGCAACUUUUUGCAAUGAAAUUAACAGAUGUUGCUAUCAGUGGAGACAAAAAAAUCCUGAAUGGCCUUUCCAACACUGUAGCCAAUGGCGCAGUGGAGAAAUGUAGGACUGGCAUGACGACACCAGUUCCUGCAGGAUUUUAUUUGAAAGAUGUCUGGAAGUCUUUUGUAUGCAACACUCGACAGUUCAGUCCUGCACAAAUGGCAAACUGUCUUAAAAACAAGAUUGUCUAUUUGAUGGGAGACUCCACCACAAGGCAGUGGUUUGAGUACUUAGAAAGAACAGUGCCGGGCAUAACAAGAUUGGACCUCCACACUCAUCAUGAACUUGGACCCCUGAUGGCUGUGGAGUUGAAAAAUAACAUCAUUAUUCACUGGAGGCUACACGGUGUUCCUUUGCAAUCUGGUAAAAUGCCUAUUACUGACCUGCCUUAUAUCAACAAUUACAUUGACACAAUAGCUGGUGGGCGUCAUGCAGUCAUUGUCUUCACAUACUGCGCUCACCUGGUUUUUCACCCGAUAACAUUUUACGUGCAUGAAGUGGCCAAAAUCCGCCAGUCUGUUGUUUCACUGCUGAGCCGCGCUCCAGAGACCACCGUCAUCAUCAAGUCUGGAAACACUCAAGGACUAAAGAAUAUUUUUCAAAGUGAUUGGAACGUGUUGCAGUUGGACACAGUGAUGCGGGAGAUGUUCAAAGAUAUUGAUGGAGUCAUCUUCUUAGAUGUCUGGCAGAUGACUUCCUGUCACUAUCUACGUGAAAACAUUCACCCAGAACCUGUUAUUAUUGCUAAUGAAGUCGACAUGUUGCUGUCAUAUGUCUGUCCUGCCUGAGGCCUGUUCAAAUUGAUUUGGUUCCAUAAAGCAAAUGGGAAACUUAUCUGGUUGGGGAAAGACUAAUCAAGUUGUUGCUUAACCAUAAUUCCUCCAACACUGACCCAGUGGUAGUGUGAUGAUAUUACCAGACUCUCUGGCAGUGGUGUAGGCAGAUUUUUAGUUUUCAUUUCAUCAUUCUACAGUAAAUGUGGACUAUUCAAUUUACGGCUAUUUAUUUUAUUUUAUUUAUUUAUUUUUAUUAUUAUUUUAUUUUUUUUAUUUUUUUUGGCAAUACAUUAUUUAAAUUAAUAGACAUGCAUAGUCAUACUUAUACAUAUGUGACCCUGGACCAGUCAUAAGUAGCACAGGUAUAUUUGUAGCAAUAGCCAACAAUACAUUGUAUGGGUCAAUAUAUAUAUAUAUAUAUAUUUUUAUUUUAUGCCAAAAUUCAUUAGGAUAUUAAGUAAAGAUCAUGCUCCAUGAAGAUAUUUUGUAAAUUUCCUACCAUAAAUAUAUGAAAACUUCAUUUUUUAUUAGUUAGAUGCAUUGCUAAGAACUUCAUUUGGACAACUUUAAAGGCAAUUUUUUCAAUACUUUUUUUUUUUGCACCCUCAGAUUCCAGACUUUGAGUAUUUGUAACUGUAUUUGACAAACCAUACAUCAAUGGCAAACUUAUUUAUUCAGCUUUUAGGUGAUGUCUGAAUCUCAAUUUCAAAGAAUGACUGGUUUUGUGGUCCAGGGACACAUAUAUGUGGCAUCAGUCACAAAAUGUAUGAAAAAUAAUAUUUGUGAGGAUGACUGUCAACAGCUGGUCUUAAAAUAGAAACCACCAGGGCUGGGGAGUAACAAAAUACAUGUAAUGGCGUUACGUAUUUAAAAUACAAAAUAUGAGUAACUGUAUUUUGUUAUAAUUACAUUUUAAAUAGGUGGUAAUCAAAUUACAGUUACAUUGAAAAGUACUGUAGAUUACCAAAGUGAUUACUUUGAAUUUUAAUGUAAUUUAUUAAUUUAAUAUUCAUGUAAACAGUUUGGGGAUUUUAACCAAUAAGGCAACUGAUUCUCCGUUGGAAAAAAAAAAAAAAAAGAACUGCAUGCAGCAGCCUGUUCAUUUAGCAACUGGUAGUGAGAGUGCAUACGCUCAUCACGACACAUAAAUGGAAGACACAACAGAAAGCCAUUCACAUAAUGAAUUUCUCUCGUGGAAAUACAGAAUUAUUAUAUAAUUCUGUAUUUCCACGAGAAUUAUAUAAUUUUGAAUUAUUAUAUAAUUCUGAAAAAGAUAACGUAACAUCUAUGCCUACCGUAACGUAACAUAUAUGCAAUGCCUACCUGCAACAAAACUUAUAUCAGCAUCAGAGGAUACAACAUCUUAUCUGAAAAAGCAUCUUGAGGGAAGUUGUUCUUGAUCUUUGAAAAAUUUUGUCCAGUAACUCGUUUUUCUGUUUUCUCAUAUUUUGAGUGUUGAAUCAUUACGUUUAAUAUUUAUAAGAAUUUAAUUGAAAAAUGACACCGAAUUCUCCUAGAUGUCAUACUUUGAAUUCAGUUAACAGAUCCAUACGAAUCAUGCAUGAAAUAAAAGUUUAUAAAGUCAAACGAUAGCUUUGUGUGUCUUUAUUCAUUCAAAAAUCUAAAACAGAUCAUCUUUGGCGCGGUAAUGCAAGAAGUUCAUGAUUCGAUUCAUGCACAGAUGAUUCUUUUGAGUCAAUCUUUUAAAUAAAUCAUUUUAUUGAAAUUUAAUGACAUUACUUGCGACUGUAGUCGCUUUGGGAAAUGAGCCCUGUCAAUUUUGACUCAGCGAUCGCUUCUCCAUAGAGAGGAUUAUGAAGUAAUCACUUAAAGUGCCCCUAUUAUGCCAUUUUUAAGGUUGCUAAUAUUGUUUUAUGAGUCUCCUAAAACAGG